Pseudomyrmex gracilis is the source of this 2472-nucleotide messenger RNA. RefSeq lists its product as uncharacterized. The record is from RefSeq and is a predicted model, not a curated record. Lineage: Eukaryota; Metazoa; Arthropoda; Insecta; Hymenoptera; Formicidae. The transcript is spliced from 2 exons. Bases 444 to 2453 code for a protein of 669 amino acids.
UUGUGACACAGCAGGAGACUUAGGUAGAAUACCAGAAGUUUCGUAUCUGAGUAGAGUCCAGCGGUGCUGAGAUUUAAACUGGACAGAUAGCGAGUCGCUCAUUGGAUAUAGUGGAAUAACGCUGGAUCAGCAAACGAAACGUUGGACGAAAGUUUCAGUUGAAAGAACACCGCCGUGUGACGCGCAUCCACGUAAAUCUCUUGAAAGUUGUUACGUUUUAACAUCACGGGAGGAAUGAUAUACUCCUGGCAAUUCUGACAGCACUGGUACGCAAUAACAAUUUUAGUCUAAUAAAUUUAUUAUUCAAGCUCCUAAAGAUCACAUAUUUUUGAGACAAUUAAUCUACGCGAUAUUUCGAUUAAAAAAAAAAAAUCAGAGACUCGAAUCAAAUAACUCGGAAUCGAUAAAACAAACUUUGAGUUGAGACAUAUAUCGUGCUUACAAUGAACAGUCCCGCGCUAUGGAUCGAUAAUGAGAUCGACAAGCACAUUGCAAAUCGAUUGAAAAUCACAGAUGCACGCCUAUCCGAAAGUAAUUUAAAUGAGAAAAAAGUGCCGUUCAUUUUGCAUAACAUGACAAAAUUUGUGAAAUUCUCUGAUAAAAAUGAUAAAUCAAUCGAUGAAAACAAAAUCACAGAAAAACGUACAAGUGAGACUAUACUUAACACGCUGUUCGAAGAAGAUAAACAUUAUGAUAAAAAAAAUAAUUGUUUUAAUUGUAAUGAGAAUCCUGGUGUCGUACAAAACUUUAAGUUUGAAGUUCCGAAUCACUUUUCGAUUGGAUCGCGUAACACAUUGUAUCCUUCGAGACAAUUUAGGAAAACUAACAGCUUGCCGGAUAUUGACGAGAGAAGCGAAUAUUCCGUGAGCAAUAAACAAAGUAACUUUUGCCAACACGGUUACAAAAACGGUUGUACAGCGACAUUUGUGCCGCCUGAAGAAAUCAGCUUGGAAAUUUUCAAGAGAAAUUGUUUGAAAAAAAUCGAAAUCCUACAGCAAUGGGAGGUCGAACUAACGGAACGGGAAAUAAACGUACAAAAGAAAGAGAAAGAAGUUUUUAUGAUGCAGAAGGAGCUGAGAAUCGCAGCAAGGAUUCUGAAUGAAAAACUAAAGCAGGUAGACCAAUAUUUAAAAUAUCAAAGAAAUAUGCAAGUCAUUGAUAGAAAACUGAUGGUAGCACAAGUAUUAUCUGGUAAAGUACAGAAAUAUGACGAGCUUAAAAUAUCAAAAGAACAUCAAUAUCAGUCCAAGGAAUCUGAUGAGUUCAAAAGACCUUGCGUGCAUAAAAUAUCGGAUGAAACAUUGGAUGAACAUCUAUAUGAAGCUGACGAAUUUGAUGGGAUUAAUAUAUUUGACGAGAUUAAAAAAUUUAACGAGUUAAUGAAACUUGAUGACAUCAGAAGAUCAAACGAGGCUAAAAAGUCUGACGAGUAUAAAUCUGACAAAAUUAAGAAAUCUUGCGCGCAUAAGAUAUCAGGCGAGCAUCCGCAUGAGCAUCAAGCUGAGAAUCCUGACGAAAUCAAAUCUGGCGAGAUCAAUAAAUUAGACGAGAUAAAACAAUGUAACGAUUUCAUGAAACGUGAUGAGGUCAGAAGAUCCAACGAGAUCAAGAAGUCUGACGAGUGUGAAAAAUUUGACGGUGAGCUUAAAAAAUCUGAUGAUUUUAAGACUAAUAAUGAAUCUGCGAAAAUAGAAAAGUGGAGAAAUCCUCAAUCUCUUAUUGACACAUAUGAGGAAAAAGGAUCUGAUAUAAAAAUAAGACGUUCAAGGGCACAUUCAUCGUCCAGACAAUCUUGCCUAUCAAUCGCAAAUUCCAGAGUUCGUACAUACUCUAGCUUGAGAUACAAAGAACGGCCUAAGAUUUCCUACGACGACCUGAAUUCAACCUUAUCAGCUGAUCCCGGUGAUUCGUCCUUUGUGCGGACAUCGGAACAAUUUCUCCCACACGUUUACAAAAAGCCAAAUGCGUUCGCGAGAUCGACGAGUGUACGGUGUACCAAACUGAAAGAUAAUGCGAUCGCUUCGAAAUCGCAAGAAACAAUCGACGUCGAAGAAAAACUCGAGUAUAAUAUAGAUGAAGAGAAAGUUCUGCGGCGAUUCAGCGAGAAUAUACAAGUUUCGCAGGAUAAGAACACAAAGUUCCAGCAUUAUGGACUUGUGAAUCAAACACCGAGAAAUAUUCAAGCGGAAUGCGAUUCUCACAACCAAGGAGUAUUUUCUUAUCUCAAUCUGGAAGUUGACGACAAACACAUCCGUAAACCAGACAGUAUUCCUACAACCAGACCAAAUUCCUGUAAUAUAGAAAUGGACGAGUGGUUGCAAAAGAAGCGUUUAGCAUAUACUUUAGCAACAACAAAACCAUCAGACAACAAAGAAAAUCUCGAGUGCAAUAUUGUCAAAGGAAAAAGCAAGAAAAGCUCGAAGAAAAAAAUAUUCAAGAAUAUAUUUCGUUAACAUGUUUACAUUAUUGUUA